AUUUGGUUCCUCCCAAGCUCUUGCCUAACAUCCUCCAGCUGUUGUUCUUUGGAAAGCCGUUUCAUCAUCGAGGUCAGAGUAUAAAUACUCCUGCUGGGCCACAGUUCCUCUAGAAAGACGACUGACAUGUUCGUGAGCAGAAGGGAGGCAUGAUGACCUAUUCCCAGGAGAACCAUGAGCGGAUCCAGGCUGUAGAGAAGUUAUUUGGUUCCUCAGGAAGACCCCUGUACCAGCCGGGUCGGGUUCUUAUCGGAGAGGGCAGGUUGAUGAAAGGGUGCCGCCGCGGGCCUCAGGCUAAAGUCUUCUUCCUCUUCAACGAUGUGCUGGUGUAUGGAAACAUCCUGUUGGCCCACCGCUGGUACAAUAGGCAGAAGAUCAUCCCUCUAGAGGACAUCCGGCUGGAGGACAUGGAGGACAGCCUGACCAUGAAGAAUCAGUGGCUGAUCCAAACCCCACGGAAGUCCUUCCUGGUAGCAGCUGCAUCCGCUGAAGAGAAGAAGGCUUGGAUCUCCCACAUCACUGACUGCCAGUCCACACUGCCGCGAUGGGACCCCAGCAGGGCGCGGCCAAGCUUUGCUGUCGCUUGGGUCCCAGAUGAAGCCUCCUGCACCUGCAUGCGUUGCUCCCGCCAGUUCUCUGCGACCCAGCGGCGACACCACUGUAGAAAGUGUGGCUUCCUGGUCUGUGGGAGGUGCUCCAAGCACCGCGCAGUGAUCGGACACAUCCAACCGGAGAAGCACCUGAGGAUCUGCUCUGUGUGUAGCUCCAGCCUCCUGGGCUCAGGAACCCCUGAGGAGAGCUGCCAGAGGGGGGGCAGUGGUGGCAGGUUCAGCUCUGACAAAGAUAACGAUGCUGGGUUUAGGGGAGAGGAGGAGGGUACGGAAUAUAACAAGUGGAUCAGUUUGUGGUCAAAAUAUUACCUAAAACCAGAAGACUUCAGAGCAGAACUCAGGUCAAAGGUUAAAGGGCAGUGAGGCUCCUGUGAAAUACUUAGAAACACUAAUACUCUGCAGCCAUCCUUUGCUCUCAUACACUUUAUAAUUUUUUUUUUUAAUCGGUCUGAAAAUGUAUGUUUUAUUUAUUAAGGCUGGAACCAGUCCACUGUACAUAAAUAUGAACUGAACUUUGUUAAUAACAAAUAAACAACUCUUUCAUAUAA
Messenger RNA from Cyprinodon tularosa, 1159 nucleotides. Its product is annotated as pleckstrin homology domain-containing family F member 2-like. Bases 150 to 974 code for a protein of 274 amino acids. Gene Ontology annotation, molecular function: phosphatidylinositol binding; metal ion binding. NCBI's taxonomy places the organism in Eukaryota, Metazoa, Chordata, Actinopteri, Cyprinodontiformes, Cyprinodontidae. The record is from RefSeq and is a predicted model, not a curated record. The transcript is spliced from 2 exons.